AUGAAUGAAAUAUGGACAGUUAUCAUGUCAACCUAUAACCAAGGUGGUGAUAUCUCUGUUAUAUUGGCACAGUACGCAAGAGAAUCCCAAACUAGGGAAAGACAUGUUUCUUUCCUUUUGAAGAUGUACCAGGAAGAAAUCCAAAAAUUGAAGUCUGAUGUUCCUAAAAAUACAUUAUCAAACAAGCAAAAGAACACAAUUAAAGAGGAAAUGAAAGUUCUUGAAAAGAUAUGUGAUGCUAACAUUCGAGGCUCCUCAGAAGAUGAUCCAUCAACCAACAUAACUGCAUUACUGUUCAAAGAUAUCUUAGAAGCAGUACAACUGAGGUGUCCUUUGAUUCAUGAUAUGCUAGAAUCUAUUAUCAUUUCCAACCCUAUCAGCCGCAAUAUUCUGAAGACGAAUACACAUAAAAUGAUAUGUGGUUUGCAAAUACUUGGCUUUAUGAGUAACAUCAGAAACUCGAAGACAAGAAAUUGUUUCCCUAUGAUAUUUGGCCUUCUGUGUAUAUCUUAUGGUGCAGGAAAACAGUUUGUAGAUAUGCUACAAUCAAUGGGACUCUCUUUACAUUGGAACACCAUGUGAGUACUAAUUAUAUUUAUAUUACAUUAUACCAAUUUACACUUAUAAUUGUUACAUGAAUAUACUCUUCAAUUAAUUUCCUUUUAAACUGUUUACCCAACCUUAUACCCAGGGUCUUUCCUCUUGGCAGUGUUUUUUUCAGGAUUUUCUCUUGGGUCCGUUUUUGAAGAGAAGAUUGAGUUAAGCUGUACAGCUGGGAUGGCUGCACCCCCUACUGGGGGUGGGGCUGACACCUGCACUAAAUAAGUUAGUUAACACUAUAAAUUAGUUAAAGAUGGUGAAUGCAUAGUUUUUCUUGUGUUCCCUGAACUUGUGGAGAAAAGACCCUGGUAGACGCUGGUCACAUCAUCUGCUAAAAUCUAGCAGAUUUCUAAUUAACUAUCUUGGAUUCCUUUACGACAAUCAUACAAAAUGCAAAUUAUAAAUUAAACUAUAAAAAUCAUCUAAAUAUCAAAUAUUUAUUGAUCUCAUCUUGCAUUGCUAAUUAAAAAAUAUGCUAGAUUCUAGCAGAUCAUGUGACCAGCGUCUUUUCUCCCCUUGCCAAGAGGAAAGACCCUGGGUACGAGGUUGCUGUUUACCUCACACAGAAUACCAGCAAUUUUUAAUUUUGAAGUAUUCCCAUUUUGACUCUAGAGUCACAGGCUAUAUUCUAGUCACUCAAGUUUGCUUCUGCAUUAAAGUAAGGCCGGGUAAAUUGAUAAUUCAUACUGGCCCUCUAGAUCUGUCAUAGAGUCAAAAGAGGGUGAUUCCAGCGAUCAGGAAUUUCAUUGAGUGAGGAAAAGUCUGAUAUAAUAAAUUGUCGAUUUGAAUGAAUUCAUGCAGUUUAACCAACAUAUAUUGGAUUGUAUCAGACUUUUCGUCCCUCCACGAAAAGCAUGAUUGCAGGAUAUUUCAUGUUUUGCAUGAAUCAUAUGACUCAUUGAAAACAUGAAGAAAACAUGUGGCAUAUUGAAAAUCUUUAAAUUUCGAAUUUUGCUCCAACUGGAAAUUAAUAGAUUCUAAUACAGUGUCAAAUAUUUUGCGAAUAACCGAUCCGUUACGUCAUUUUGGAACACAUUUCAAAACCAAACUGACGUAUAUUAUACGCUGUGUAACAGUUGUAACAAUUUUUGCCUUGAAUUUAAAUCCAGGAUAAAUUUCUUGGAAACCGAUUUCCCUUCAUAUUUAAAUUUUUGUCCCGUCUGACUUUUACGUAACUGUUGAUUUUUACACAGAACAACGGUUAACAAAGAUUGCAGUGCAACACAUUCACGAACCAACGAAAUUUCUUAUAAUUUAUUUUGCAUUGUGAAUUGUUUUGUGUAUACUCACUAUUUUGUACAACGUUGACUACAUGACUGAUGCAUGCACGAAGAUCGUUUAGAAUUAUUUUUGUAAAAUCUUUCAAGAAGCAACUCUCAAAAAUGCAUAAUGCAUAUUGCUAUUGUCUUGUAUAGAUAUUUAAAAUUAUAUGGAUUUCUUUUUUGACAGCAUGUCAUUUUUGGAUAAACGUCUGACGGAGUUUCAAAGCUUAAUCGAUAAAUGUGCACCAACUUCGAAGCCUGUGAUUUUGUUGAUGGAUAACGUCAAUAUGUAUCAUGGAAACAGGAGACAUCACCGUCUUUUUAAGGUUCUUGGCCCUAAUAUGUGGAACUUUACUGUUCGUGGAUUACUGGUUCCCAAUCUAACAGAAAUCGAGCACUUGUUUCAAUGCGAAGAGUCUGCAGAGAAAGCACAGUGUUCAGAACCAGAGAAAUUGAUGGCUUAA
Paramuricea clavata is the source of this 2326-nucleotide messenger RNA. NCBI's taxonomy places the organism in Eukaryota, Metazoa, Cnidaria, Anthozoa, Malacalcyonacea, Plexauridae. The record is from the annotation of a GenBank genome assembly.